Messenger RNA from Salvia miltiorrhiza (redroot sage), 1436 nucleotides. RefSeq lists its product as uncharacterized. The record is from RefSeq and is a predicted model, not a curated record. The transcript is spliced from 6 exons. Bases 180 to 1049 code for a protein of 289 amino acids. NCBI's taxonomy places the organism in Eukaryota, Viridiplantae, Streptophyta, Magnoliopsida, Lamiales, Lamiaceae.
AUGUUUUAUGUAAUUGGAAUAUCCCUUUUUCUUUUGGCUGCUGUAUUCUUCUUCUUCUUUUCCCUCCAGGAUUUUUCUGGUAAUUUUGGGCAUUAAUUGAGAAGGAAAUAUAGCAAAGAUCCGGAAAUUUGAAGCACAAACCUGAGUCGAUACAUGAGCCAACGGAUUUAGCUCAAAAAAUGCUGAUGGGUCGUGCUGAGGGGCUGCUGAAGCUUAAUUCUGAGAAAAAUCUGCUCCUUUCCGAUUCCGGCUCUGAGCUUGAAGCCGAUGAAGAAGCUGAUAAUCCUCCGAGAGUACUGUACGCUGCUUCGUUCGACGAACUCGCAUCGAAACAUGUUAAUUAUGAUACGAUAAUAUGGCUCUCGAUAUCUCUGUUACUAGUUUUGGCUUGGGGUGUUGGGAUAAUUAUGCUGCUUUAUUUGCCCUAUAGAAGAUAUGUGCUUCAGAAAGAUGUUGCAUCGCGUAAACUCCAUGUUACAUCGAAAGGAAUAGUGUAUAAGGCGUCUAGGCCCUCGUAUAUACCCUUCUUGGCGAAAAGAGAUAUUGAGAAGCAUGUACCUCUUGGGUUGAUUAUUGAUGUUAUAAUAGAACAAGGUUGGCUGCAAUCAUUGUAUGGAUUGCAUACAUUUAGAGUUGAAAGUAUUGUACAUGGUAAGGCCGCACCAGUCGAUGAAUUACAAGUUCAAGGACUUAGUAACCCUGGACUAUUGAGGAAGGUUAUAGUAACGCAGGCUUCAAAGGCUAUACAAGACACCGGCAUAAGCUGGGACCCUAACAUCAAAGUUACCAGUGAAAGCAUGUUUCGCAUGGAAUCUCUAACCUUGGGUCCAGCAGUUUUAAGAUCACCGUCGUCUAAAAGCACUAAGAUGAUAGGAUCUCCUCGCCGUGCUUUGAUGGAACGCAAAGGUGUGGUACCUACAGAUGCAAUGCUUACCAAGCUAGAAGAAGUUAACAAAUCAGUGAAGGUGAUCUCUAUUUCUAUAUGUGGUUGCAUAAACUUUUGCACGAUGUCUCUAUUUUACGAUUCUGUUCCAGAGGGUAAAUUAUAGUCUCAUUUUUUAAUGGUGCAUUGCGCUCGCGAUUUUUAUCCUUUACCUUUAUGGUAGUUUGUAUCUGACAUCUUUCACGGCUUCAUAACCAGAAAAUCGAGUUUCUCAUUGAGAAAAAGCAGGGCUCGGCUGGACCAAGUGUGGACGAUCCAUGAGAAACCACAGCACGACGACCUUCUCUCGAGAAGAAGCUCAUGUAAAUACACACAUCUGAAUUUGAAGUAUAUGUACUGUAGAAAAACCAAGAUGGUUGUUGGCUCUUGUUCAUUCGAAACUAGUGAUGCAGGUUUACAAAUGCAAAUCAAGUUUCGUCUCAUGCUCAUUGUGGACUACUUUGAGCGAGUUAUGUUUAGGCAUUUUAUGAGAAAUCUUUGAUUCGCCUCUUCA